Molecule: messenger RNA, 668 nt
Organism: Helicoverpa zea (corn earworm)
Lineage: Eukaryota; Metazoa; Arthropoda; Insecta; Lepidoptera; Noctuidae
Product: dynein regulatory complex protein 8
Exons: 6
Coding region: 70-585 (171 amino acids)
Molecular function (GO): calcium ion binding
Source: RefSeq, a predicted model, not a curated record
UGCUAUUUUAGUUUAGGGUCUUAUAAUGUUAGAUAUUUUUGUGAAUCUCAUUAAAUUCAGGUUGAUAUAAUGGCUGGCAGGAAAGAGGAACCUAAAAUUCAGCCCAACAAUGACUUGGAAAAGAAAAUUAUGGAAGCUUUUGAGGUGUUCGAUCAUUCAGCAAAACAAGUCGUCGAUGUCAGAGAGAUUGGAACGAUCUUGCGUUCUUUAGGGUGCUGUCCAACCGAAGCUGAAGUCCAGGAAGUGAUCUUAGCGACGGAAAACAAAGAGGCGACGGGAAACGUGCCGCUCGCUAAUUUCCUACCUUAUUUGUGCAAGGCCAUGGUAGAACACAGAUUCUACCCAGCCAGUGCUGAGAUGCUGUUGGCAGCAUUCCGUUACUUCGACGAAGAGGGACGCGGCUACCUCACCAAGGAAAGGUUCACACAACUCAUGCUCGAAGAAGGAGAACCUUUCACACAGGAGGAGUUUGAUGAGAUGAUGCAAACGGCGCUGGACCCGGUCACAGACACCAUUACAUACGAGUACUACAUAAACCAGCUCAUGGUGGAAGAUGAAGUCGUGGAGAAUAAAGAACAGCAAUAAAUUAAAUACUCAUUUCACUUUUACUAAUCUUAGAAUACUCACAAAAUACUCAAAGUAGCCAGAAAUAAACUCAAAAAUUUGAA